AGACUACAUUCGAAGUGUGUCCAAAUUAUUAGCUAUUAUUAUUCUGCAUUCAAGAAACAGAAAUGGAUUUUUGUUAGACAAGGAAGGUUCCUUAUUACAUAAAAAAUACUAAAAGAAGAAGAGUUUAGUUUAAUGAUGUAGAAGAGGUUAUUAAUUAUAAUUAUAUUUUCCGAUAUGUUUUCAAAAAAGAUAUUACGAUGUUGUUCGGUUCUUUCUAAAUCAAAGCAAUGUCAAUUUAACGCCAAUUUUCCUAAAUAUAUGAGACUUUCUGCAACCAGGUGUAACAAAGAGGAAGAGAAAAACCCCACAGCAUUAACGUUAAAAGAUUCUUUUGAAAAUAUACAAAAUAAAAACAAAAAUUCGUAUCUGGAAAUGGUAAAAAUUUUCAUAAAUAGGGAUCAUAUUUAUCGAAGAGGACACGUCGAGUUUAUUUAUUCAGCUCUAAAGAAUAUGGAGGAAUUUGGGGUUAAUAGAGAUUUAGAGGUGUAUAAAUCACUUAUCGAUAUUCUUCCCAAAGGAAAAUUUAUUCCCCAGAACAUAAUUCAAGCUGAAUUCAUGCAUUAUCCAAAACAACAACAAUGUAUUAUAGAUUUAUUAGAACAAAUGGAAGAUAAUGGUGUGAUGCCAGAUAUGGAAAUGGAAGAUAUGUUACUCAAUAUAUUUGGAAGAAGAGGUUAUCCGCUUAGAAAAUAUUGGAGAAUGAUGUACUGGAUGCCCAAGUUUAAAAACUUAUCUCCUUGGCCUGUUCCCGAUCCUCUACCUAAAGACACAUUUGAUUUAGCAAAAUAUGCUAUCGAAAGGAUUAGUAGUGUUGAUGUGAAUUCUGUUGUGAGUGUUUAUCAGACUUCAGAAAUCCCCGAUUCAAUUGAUGAUACAUGGAUUGUUAGUGCACAGAGUAAAACUCAAAGGCGGUUACUGAAUGAGCAUCAAUUAGAUAAACCAAUUUUUGUAGAAGGUUCUUUUAAAGUUUGGAUAAAAGGUAAUCCAAUAAACUACUUCAUCUUAAGAGGAGAAGCAAAACCUAUAAUAGAACAAGAUAAAAAUCCUGAUGACGUGAGUGAUUUGAACGUGUCUUUAUUCACAUUGAAGCCUCCAGUUGCAAAACAUGUUAAAGUGAUACCUUCUGUUCAUGAACAAGAUGAUGGAGUGAUAUUUUCAGUAUGUGCGACCGGUACCUCCAGUAAGGACUCAUUAUUAUCUUGGAUUAGACAUUUAGAAAAAGAUGGUUAUCCCAACUUAGGAAAAGUGCCUGUUGUGUUUAAAUUAAGAUCAGCUAGUAAAGAAGUUACAAAUUUAGAAAUAGAUGAACAAAAUAAAGUGGAAACAAAGAAAUUAGAAGAAACGUGAGGUAAAGAACAUUGAAAAUGGAGCAUUGUUGAAGUAAAAUGUUUUUGCAACUGGUAAUAUGAAUUGUAAAAUGUUUUUGUUAUUUCUUAUGUAAUGAAAUAUAUAAUUUAAAUAAACAUAUUGAAAUGUGAGCUUA
Molecule: messenger RNA, 1483 nt
Organism: Diorhabda carinulata
Lineage: Eukaryota; Metazoa; Arthropoda; Insecta; Coleoptera; Chrysomelidae
Gene: ECSIT
Product: evolutionarily conserved signaling intermediate in Toll pathway, mitochondrial
Exons: 3
Coding region: 175-1347 (390 amino acids)
Cellular component (GO): mitochondrion
Source: RefSeq, a predicted model, not a curated record